Messenger RNA from Pipistrellus kuhlii (Kuhl's pipistrelle), 1267 nucleotides. It is a transcript of the gene TBPL1, whose product is annotated as TATA-box binding protein like 1. The transcript has 7 exons. Lineage: Eukaryota; Metazoa; Chordata; Mammalia; Chiroptera; Vespertilionidae. Gene Ontology annotation, biological process: DNA-templated transcription initiation. The record is from RefSeq and is a predicted model, not a curated record. Gene Ontology annotation, molecular function: general transcription initiation factor activity; DNA binding. Bases 196 to 816 code for a protein of 206 amino acids.
GCUAGAGAAGCAGGGAGGAGGGGGAGCCCCGAGCGGUGACGCUCUAGCACCGGAGCGCCGUCUCUAUGCUCCCCCGCGUCUAGUCUAUUUAUUGUCGCGGGGAAGCGGCGGCCGCCCCGGACCCGGAACAACAAAGCGCGAAAGAGGGAGCCCGUGCCUCGGGGGCUCCUAGCAACGGGCCGGGGCGGGAGUUCCAUGGAGACUGGAGAGCGCGCCCGCAUCAUCAUCCUCCUCGUCCUCCAGGUUAUCCUUCGCGUCCGCCGCCACCGGCAUCAGCGCUGCCGCCGCGUCCUUUGCCGCCGCCCCCUCUUCCCACGAACAAGAUGCCAUUUGAACUUAAGGAAGAUUGCUUUGGAGGGAGCAAAUGUAAUUUAUAAGCGUGAUGUUGGAAAAGUAUUAAUGAAACUUAGAAAACCUAGAAUUACAGCUACAAUUUGGUCCUCAGGGAAAAUUAUUUGCACUGGAGCAACAAGUGAAGAAGAGGCUAAAUUUGGUGCCAGACGUCUAGCCCGCAGUCUGCAGAAACUAGGUUUUCAGGUAAUAUUUACAGAUUUUAAGGUUGUUAAUGUUUUAGCAGUGUGUAACAUGCCAUUUGAAAUCCGUUUGCCAGAAUUCACAAAGAACAAUAGACCUCAUGCCAGUUAUGAACCUGAACUUCAUCCUGCUGUGUGCUAUCGGAUAAAAUCUCUACGAGCUACAUUACAGAUUUUUUCAACAGGAAGUAUCACAGUAACAGGGCCCAAUGUAAAGGCUGUCGCUACUGCCGUGGAACAGAUUUACCCAUUCGUGUUUGAAAGCAGGAAAGAGAUUUUAUAAUUCAUCACUUAAUUGGUUAGAAUCCCUAACUGAGCACCUUUUAAAACCUGCUGCACAUUGGACUCAAAACAAAAGGAAACUGGACCAACAAUAAUUGAGAAAAUAGACUCUUUUAUUCAUUCACGGCUACAAUGUAAAAAGCUCCAGUCCCUUUGGAUUUUAUUUCAAACUUUGCUGUAAUAUAAAAAGGAAGUUUACAAGACAUGACAUUGCUGCUUUUACAGAAGGACAUUUCUAUUUAUUUUCGCAGUAAUUCUCAUGUCCCAUAAGCAGAGCUGUCACAGUGUGCACUACCUUAAAUUGUUUUGUUGUUUUUUUUUCCAGUUUGAGCUAAUGUGUUUUAUUUGUGAAUAGUCUUUUACAUUUUUGUAUGCUGAAUAUGGGCACCAAAGAACCUGUAAAAGUUAUCUUUUUCAAUUGAAUAUGCACAAAUAAAAGUUUGGAAAAGGUC